Molecule: messenger RNA, 2251 nt
Organism: Thrips palmi
Lineage: Eukaryota; Metazoa; Arthropoda; Insecta; Thysanoptera; Thripidae
Exons: 6
Coding region: 135-1571 (478 amino acids)
Source: RefSeq, a predicted model, not a curated record
GUGUUUGUGGUUUGUUUGGUGGGUGUCCAGGACCUGUAUGCCUUUCUUCUUUUCAUCAAUGAAGCAGAAAUUCACGGCUCCGAGGCCAUCAACUUUUAGAAGUCGCUCUCUCUGAAGCAGUAAUUCGCGAAAGAAUGAGGGUUAAAAGUUUUGCAGGUUUUAAAGCCGGAUCUCGUGUGUUCUACACCAGUGAUGGUUUUUACUAUUAUAAAAAUCGUACGAUGAAUGGGGGAAGGGUGUCAUUAGAAUGCACUAUUAACCGCAAGAGUACUGGUGCUCGUUGUCCUGGAAGGGCGUCUUGCAACAACAGGGGUACAGAGCUGAAAGUGACUACCCCACAUAAUCAUGCAGGAAGCAAGUCAUUUAAGGAAAAGCGACAACUACGAAGUGCCAUCCUAGAUAGAUGUCGCACCAGGGACCCUAGUGCUUACCACGAAAUUGUUGCCCAGGAGAGUCAAGGAUAUCCUAGAAGAAUAAGAGUAGGUAAUGACCAUAAUACUUUAAGGUCUGCAAUGAGAAGAGCCCGUCUUAGUCGAUAUCCAAAGAUACCAUCAACGAUCAGUGAACUAGGAGAGUUACUUAGGAAAAGGAAAAAUAGACAAAUCACUAGAACACAAGAUGGAAGGCAAAACAUUUAUUUUGGUUCAGUGGGAUCCUCAAGGAGGAAGACACGUUGUGUCAUAUUUAUGAGUAAAAGACAACAAGCUCGUUUAAGGAGAGCAAAGAAAUUAUUUGCUGAUGGUACAUGGGAUGCAAGACCAUCAAAGCCCAAUUCUAGACAACUCUUCACCAUCUCAACUUGUACAAAAGACAAAAGAGGUCUUCCAUUGGCAUUUGUAUUAAUGCAGUCCAGGACUCAGCCCGCGUAUGAAGAGCUGCUUUCAACCUUGAGAGAUUGUGGAUGUGACCCACGAGUGGUUCAUACAGAUUUUGAAGUUGCUCAGUACAAUGCUUGGAAGACUGUCUUUGGUCGGCAGUUGAGAGUCGAAGGCUGCCUCUACCAUUACGUUGUUAGGCUAAGAGAGAAGGCCAAAAAGCUGCGUCUUGCUCAAUUGUUGAAAAGAAAUCGUCGUGCAGACUCCAUUGUUAAGAGCUGCAAUGCUCUGCCGCUUCUUCCUUCACACCGAAUAAGGAAGGGUCUGGCAACGAUUGAAAGGAGAGCAAGAAGAAACGGCCUGCAUGGGCAGUUGGCUCCUUUUUUUCAGUACAUGAGAACAACGUGGAUUCCACGCAGGAACAUUAUGUCGGUCUGCUACAGCGAAGACAGGACUAACAACAUUUCAGAGUCAUUGAACCAUGCCCUGUCCUUAGCUGUUAAGCAGAGAAGACCUAAUAUUUGGCUUUUCAUUGAUGCUCUUGUGAGGUUGGAAGAGAGGCUGGCACAAGACCUCUAUAAUCUCAGAAGGGGGAAACGUGUCAAUCGAUUGAGGAAGACUUCUGCUGUCAUGAAUGAUGACGUCAUCAGGCAGAUGACUGGUAGCUUAAACACUGGAGACAUCAGCUUGACAACUUUUCUGAAGCAAGCUGCAUAUCGUGUGGAGAAUGUAUGGAAUCCAGUGUAUGGAAAUUAGAUGUGUCCUUUUAGUGUAUCCUGACUCAAGUAUUAUUUAUGGAGUUCCUUGUGGUUGUUGAUAUGUGUAUUGUCCGUUUUCUGUCAACUGGUCAAAUGUUUGCAAACAGUUCACAAAUGUGUUUCUAAAAUUACUAUCCACGUUUUUUUUUGGUCACCCUUGUUUGGUGUCAUACUAAUAAGGUGCAUAAUUGUGUCAUAAGUGAGCUGCAAUAAGAAUUUAAGAAUUUAGUUAAUAUGUUAGAUACCAACAUUUUUUCCUUUCAUUCACAUUGCUUCAAAGUCUAUUCCCACACAGUGCAAAAAGAAAGGCUCUGUGACACAUUGAUAUAGCGGCAUCUUAGUGCUGAUUGCUUUAUGCUAAGCAUGUUCUAAAUAACUUGUACCUCUCUGUGUGGGACUCGUUCUUGAUCAAUAAACGAACAGUAAACAAACAAAGUAUUCUUUAAUCAAAUUUGACCAAUCCUGAGACAUUUCUACUUAUAGUUAUUAAUCACUAGUGAGGAAAAAUAUCCUUCAUUGUGGCCCAAUAAGCUGCACCACAGGUGCACAAGGAAAAGUUAUCCUGCUCAUUGCAUGCAAUUGAUAAUUCUCAAAAUGCACCACCUGAAGAGUGAGUAAAGCAGAUAAUAACAACAGUCUUUGAAAAUUGCCUUUAAUUACAACAAGACAAACACCUAG